Molecule: messenger RNA, 582 nt
Organism: Ascoidea rubescens DSM 1968
Lineage: Eukaryota; Fungi; Ascomycota; Saccharomycetes; Ascoideales; Ascoideaceae
Exons: 3
Coding region: 1-582 (193 amino acids)
Source: RefSeq, a predicted model, not a curated record
AUGACAGUUGCUUAUGAGGCUCAUCAAAAUGGCGUCGCUAAAAGUUGGCACAAAUCAAUCAUGACACAAACCACCGAAGUCUCAGUUAAAGCAAGUGCUUCUGAUUUGAUGUGCAAUGAGUCUGUGGUGUUCGUAGUGCUUUUACCAAAUGCCAUUCUCACGAAACCUGCUGCGUUGUUGGAUUGGUUUGGAUGCGCCGCGUAUGCAUUGAUAUUCAAACCAAUCAGGCAAACCAAGCUUGGUGAUACAAGUGUUCUCAGGGCUUCUGCUCGCUACGAAAUGCUUAGAAAGACCUUCCAUUUAAAGGACUAUCUUACCAGCUGUGUUGAUGGUAGACGUUCUUCUUGCUUUGAUAAAAGCAAAUUUUCUAUUAAAGAUCCAUCGUUAGCGGCAUUGGAGCUCACACCUCCAUCUGCCGGUAGGACGGAUAAUAAGACCACUACUACAAAUGGUGAAAAUUACAUUUUUGCAACUACUUCAGACUAUAGCUCUAAAAGGAACUCCAAUCAUGAUGCUAAGUGUUUUCCAUUAGUUCAAAAUGAUGACGUGAAAACAGUUGCCAAUGAAAAAAAAGGUUGUUGA